ACAAGCCCACGCAAACACACCGUGUUUUCAGUUGCUGAUGCUCACAUUGAAACGAAAUGUUGUGUUCUUAGUUUAGCGGUGAAAUAGUGAUAACAUUGUUGGGUCCGUGUGGGAAUAGACAUAAAUUAGAAAAGGUGGCAAUAAUUGCCACAUAAAAUAUAUAAGAUAGAUAAUAAUCUAUGGAUGUGCACCGACAAAUAUUUUAUACUUCCAAAAACUGUUCAUAAUUUUCUUAAUUAAACAUACUAAACCCCAAUUGUUACCAGAUAAAAAGAAAAGCCGCGAAAACUUUUCAAUGGGACGAUUUGAGAAGAGCUCGUGAACCGGGUGGAUAUCCUUGGCCCGUCUAUUCAAAACAUCACUAACCAGAAAGAACCGAGAUCGUUGCUGAAGAUAUUACCAAAGAAAAACAUAAUGUCUCGCGAAAUAUCGAGAUCACGAACACGUUCGCCUGUUGAUGGGGAUAUUCAAAGAAUUUUAAAUCUUGAUUCCUCCCCAGGAAGCAGUCGGAAACAUGGUGGGGAAGGUGAUGACGAAGGUAUACAUGUACCCAAUUUUUCAAAAGAAGUUUCAUUGGACUCUGAGGAAGAUGUCAUAAACCAAGCUGUUCAAGCAUACAUGAUUAGUCGACCUGAAAGUCAGGCAAGUUCACAUUUAGCAACGCCAGUAGAUGUACCCAAAAACGUUUCACCAAAAAGUAUAUUAAAGCGUCGCGUACCAGAACAAACCUAUAUUGGUAUCUCGGAAACUCGAGAAAAAACUAAAUGUUGUCAUCCUUUAGUGAAUAAAAUAAAACACUUAGCAGACAAAACCCUUCAAAAGUUAGAAAGAAAUGAAACCGAAAAGUCACCCAUUGCUAAGCGAAAGAAAAAUGACGAUUCGCAAGAGAUAAGGCAGUUAAAAUCAUCACCAGGCGCUGUGAGAAGACAAAAGUUCAGUGCAAUAAAAUUAGGAGAUUCUGACGAAAUGAGUAAAACAUUGAGCAUAGAUACACCACCUCCAAGAAAAAAAAGAGAACAUAUAUAUGAGGAUAUAGAAGAGUCCAGAUCUCAGGACACCGAAAAAUCUCUUCAUUUUUCACCUGAAGUGGAGAAGCAGGAAAAUAAAUCAGAAGAAGAAAUAGGAAGUAAUAGUAACAAGGAAAAUGAAAGUCUUUCAGAAAGAAAAUCUAUUACAUCCCAUGAUCCGAGCCUAGUAGCCGAGGAGACUUCACUGAAAUCUGAGGAUCAUAUUAUGGAAAAAUUACACAAAAAUAGUGAUAUUAACAAAGAAGCAAUAUUGUUAGAUGACGAAAUGGACCCGGACGAACCCAACGUAGAUGAAAUAUUUCAAAAUCAAUUGGAUGAGGCAAGACCUAAAAAUGACUCACCAAAUAUAACCAUCACAGAAAUCAUAGACGAAGACAUUGAAGUUACCAUUGAACAAACCACUACUAUUCCCAUAGAAUCAUCUCCUACCCCAAGUCCGCGAGAUAAUAGAGAAAAACCUUCCGAAAAAGAAUGGUCUAAACCCAGCAGUGAUCACGAAUAUGAAAUCAUCGAAAAGCCACCUCCCAAUAUUAUAUAUACAGCACCAAGCGUAGAUGAAAAACCAAAGAUGAUAAAAACUGACGACGAAUUGUCUAGUACAACAUCAUUAGAACGAAAAUAUUUACAACAUACCUCGGAUGAGGAUGAGCAAAUGGAUGAAAAAGAAAAUUUUCCAGAUGAGAAUAUUGAUGGUAUUGUUAAUGCCGAAACUUUACAAAAAGAUAUUGAGGAUCGUUAUUUUGCAAAUACUCCAUCUUCGGUCUCAAGAACUGAAUGUGAAAUAAGCACAAGUCAAGUAGAUUCGUCAGCAUUAGAAAAUCUACCCUUAAAACGUGAUAGCCGGUCAAAAAAAGAAAAUAUUGAUAAUAGAAUGCAGCAACGCAUCAAAGCAGGAACGAGUAAAAUAAAAUCUCAAGCUGGUAAAAUAAAAACGAAAUUACAAAAUAUAAAAACACCCAAGUUUAUAAUGCCCGAGAGACCGAAGUUUACGAUGCCAGAGAGGCCCAAAAUUAAUUUUCCUGAGCGACCAAAAUUUAAAAUGCCAGAACGAUCUAAAAUUUCUUUACCAGAGAGACCAAAAUUUACAUUACCUGAACGACCUAAAUUUACUUUGCCAGAUAGAAGAAAGUUUAGCUUACCCGAUAGACCGAAAUUAAGAAAAAUUAACAUUACUGAGAAGUUGAACCUCGGUGAUAGAAAAAAAUUUUCUUUUCCGGAAAGAUCCAAGUUCAAUGUUCCAGAAUUUCCCAAAUUUAAGAUGCCUGAAAGACCGAAGAUAAAUUUUCCAAGUCUAGGUCGAAAAAAAGAAUAUAAAGUUGAAAAUGAUGUAACAGAAACAAGUGAUGAUUUUCAUAAUGUAGCCACCGUUGACUUUGAAGCUAAAACAUACCCCAGACUAUUUAAUAGGAAAAAGAAAUCAGAAUUACAAAAAACAUCAUCUUCGCCUACAUUAAAUAGAGAAGACACUCCUCCUGCAACUUUUACUUUUACACGAGUUAACAAACCCAAGGAUGGUACCACUUAUAUUCCAGAUAGCCCAGAGCAACCUAGAGAAUAUGGUAAUGUCGAUAAUGAUGUUAAUUUUGAAACUGAAGUUGAACCUCAAAGAGAUUAUGAAAUCGACUAUAGUUUUAACAAAGAAGAUUCCAAAUAUCUUCAAAAUGAACCUGAAUCUUACAACGAUAACCAUAAUGGAUCAAUAUCUGAUUUUUCACCGUCUAACCAAGAAUACACACAUGUUAUUAACGAAAUUGAUAACGACGAAUUUUUUGUACGACCGAGAGGAAUUUCUCGUGAAAAUAUUCAAGUGAGAGAAUAUUUGAGCGAUGAAAUACGACAAGCUUUUAAAAUCCCUAAGAAUGUUCUCGCCAUGAUGGGGAGCAAUACGGGGGUUAACGAUGAAAAUAUGUAUAUUAAUGAACCAGAAGCAGACCCUGAGCUUAUGGAUGAGAACGACCAGAUGAGAUACUCAACUGAAGAUUUGAAUGAAAGAGAUGAUGGCUACUAUACAUUCCCGCCAGUGAGACCAUCAAGAGCAAAAAGAAAGAAAAAGCAACCAGAGACAGAGCCAGAGCCAAUUCCAUACAUAGAUGACAGUGUUAAUGCAAGUAUGCAAUUCAGUGAAGUAGAUUUAGAUUUAGCUGAUGAACAUCCAGAUGAACAGCAUAUAAAUGAGGAAAUUAAUGGUAAUCUAGGUACAAUGGAAUUAAAUAACCGAUUGGAUUUCACACCGGCAACAGAUUUGCACUCCAUACAUGAAUAUGCAAAUGAUGAUGUAAUAGAAUAUCCAGAGAAUACACCAAUUCAGUCACAAACUCUGCCCAUGCCGCCAAAAAGGAAAAAGAAGUUUACCAAACAGGACUUUAUGCAUUCAUCGUUGAAUGAUUUUAAAGAUCUAUCUUCAGCUGCUUUGUGGGAGGAGCCGAAAAAGCAACAAGACGACAUCAUCGUUUAUCGUACAGAACAUGAAUACAUCGUACCACAGGAACUGAACACUGUAACCGAACAGAGUCCAGUAGCGCCUCGUAGAAACAGAUCCAGAAGUUCACGCUGUACUUCAAUCUGUGACGACGACCGCACUUCUCAUGGAGCUGAGUCCCUCACAUUGGAUACACAUGUACCACAGAGUGAAGAUAUUGAAAUUGAAAGGGAAGUUCGACAUGAGAGCCCUGGAUACGCUACAGUAGAUAAGAGCGCUUAUGCACCGAGUAAAGCAGUCCGUAGAUCCAAGAGCAAGACUCCACCUGUUAGACGAAAAAAAAGUAAUAGCUCAGAACGUAAAUAUUAUACAGUAGGUUGUACUAAAACUGUUAUUCCUGAUCGCCCUCCGAGGAAGAAGUCCUCAACGAGCUUAAUGACAUUAGAAAGUUUUAAAAAGCGAUCGCUCAGUACUGAUCUUACUCAAUAUGUAGAAAUUGAUGAACCGCAACCAUUAGAAGAAAUUCACAAAGAUUUAAUAUCAGGUGAAGUAGUGAGUAAGAUGAAGGAUAGACCUCUUCCACCUCCACCUAGACCACCAAGGGGCCCAAAACGCAAAAAAAAAGAUAAAGAUGAAUCGGGAGUUGAUACAGAAUUUUUUACCGAGUUAUCCCAACCCUGUUACGUAGGUGUAGAAUCAAAAUUUGAAGAUGUUAUAGAAAUUGAGGUCUCGACUCAAACAGAUCCACUUCCAGACGAUGUAGAUUUUGAGCUAGGUAUGGAUGAAAAUCUGGAUGUAUCCAUGUCUAGUUCACUUAAAGAUUUCGUUGACGAGGACUCGGUAAUUGGUAAAUACCAAUCUAAACAUGCUGAAAGUCCACGUGUGUCGCGACCAACUUCACGUUCUGAAAAGUCAUUAAAAAUUUCAGAUCCAAAAAUUUCUGAAUUAUCAAAUAUAGGGCGUACAUCGCCUACUGUUAUAUUAGUAGAAAGACGUGUCUCUAGCCCCACAAGAAUUAAUGAACGUGAUGAAAUGUUAACUGAGGCCUCAUUAACAGUGCAACAUAUAGAUUUAGAUGAAUCGCAAAUUCCUGAUGUACCACCUUUGCCAAGAGCAAGAAGUACGCCCACUACAUAUCAAAGUCCUCGACAUAUUACACAAAUUUCUGAAGAAAGAGCACUUGAAAGAGUUGGUGAUUCUAAUAGAGAGAUUCAAUUGGAUAAUCUCGUAACACAACGUCUGCAAGUAAAAGAUUUAGAUGUUGGGAGACUCAAUGUGUCUGAACUUCAAGCAAGUAAAAUUUUAGUUUCAGAUAUAGAAGGAAUGACAUUACAAGUCGCAGAAUUAGACUCUAAAUCUGGACAUAUUUCUGUCAGUGGUAUAGAAUUUUCACAAACAGUGAUCGAUGAAAUUGUUAAAAAAUUUGCCGAAAUUUCUACUAAUCAAACUCUACAGCCAUCUCAGGUUUUUGAACGAACAGAACAUCCAAGAACUGUAAUCAGAGAAGAACAAACACAAACAGACGAACCAUCUGAAACAAAAACCGAUGAAAAAAUACUUACACAGGUGCAACCCGAAGUAAAACCAGAAACGAAAACAGUACACAUUAAUGAAGUAACACAAUCACCUUUGUCACCCCCAAGGCCGGCUAGUGCAGAUGAGUCGGUUGCGCCCCCACAACGACCACCACCACCCGACUUGACACCGCUGUUAUAUUCUUAUCUCCAAGAUAUUGCAAUACCUUCGUCAUCUUAUUUUCCGCCGAGAUCUUUUAGAGAUAGGCCGUAUCCUGAAUACCAUGACUCACAAUAUCCACAGUCACCUCCACCGCCUACAAGACGGGUGAAAAGAAAACCAGCUGCUCCACACACAGAGUCUAGUACUGAUGAGGAUAGACCUUGUCCUUCCCCUCGGAGAGUGCCUCCUGCUGUACGAACACAUGAGCCAACAAUUACGGAAGCAGGCGUACAAUUUCUACGUGUUUGUCAGAAUUCUGUAAGCAGAACUAUAAGAAACAUAUUCAACUCUCUUAUGGCAUAUAUUAAUAGAACUGAAGAUAAAAAAGAUGUUCAAAUGGCCUUGGUAAUAUUUUUAGUUUUAGUUGCUGGCUUACUAAUGUUUGGCCUGAGCGACAGCAGAGCUAUACAUCACCAUCAUUGGGAAUUCUUCAAUCCACCUGAUGGCAAGCAAUGAUAUCCUUGAGUAUCGAAUCCAGCAAAUCCGAUACUCAAGGAUUAUUUUAAUAAAUUAUUGUCUUUUUUAGACUGUUCUAAUUUACAUCUUAUAUUUUUGUUAUAAGGACUGGCUCUAUUGUUUAAAUAAUUAAUUAACGCAAUUUUUUACAACUAAAAUUGCUAGCUCAAGUUAACAAACUUGUAGGUAACUGCUAUGAAUUUGGGACACCUGUAGAUUUCUGGUACAUACAUAAUUUAGAUUACAAGCAUAUAAUCUCUGAGGAAUAAUAAUAGUAGCCCAUAAUGUACUCUCCAAGUAUAUUGUAUACUAUUUCAUUGCAUGUAUCAUCUUAUAUAGCCAUGUGUUAAAAAACUAUAUGAACACCUAAUGUGAGUAUCUAAUUUUUUAAAUCCUUUUUGUUUAUUGUUAAUAUUUUUGAAGGUAGGGUGUCAUUAUGUUUCAUUAAUACAUAUAUGUAAAUUCGUUGUCAGGUGUAAUAGUAUGACACGAGCUUGAAAAUUAUAAGCAUUUCGUGUAAGCCAGACUUUCCACUACAGUUUAUUUAACAGGAAUAUAUUAUGUGUUUUAAUAAUUAAUUUUAAGUUUAACUUUACCAUUGUAGAGUUUUUUAUUGUGUAAUGCAUUGUAAAUUUAAUUAACAGUUUUAUUUUUUAAAUUAAAAUGACAGAGCAUGUGAUUGUAGUUUAAUGUGAACGUUUUAUAUGGUUGAAUCUACAUUAUAAUAAUUUAAUUAUCUCUUUUAGUUAACAGAGUCUAUUAAUUUCUGUUAUUCAAAAUAAUAAUUAUAUCAGUUCCAAACCAAAGUUUAAAAAUUCAAACCAAACCAAUAAUUAGAGUUUGUGUUGAAUAGCUCUUUGUUAAAAAUUGCAUUAAAUGCGUAAAAAUGUGAAGUUCUUUGUUAAUCUGUUAAUAUUAGCAUUGAAUGCAUAUGCAUUAAAUGCAACAUAUGUAAUUAUUAUUUAGGUUAAAAAUUAAAAGUUGUUUAAGUAGGUAUGUAAUGUUAAGUAGAUAUUUAUUUACUUAUAUAAAUGCGGUUUAACUCUCAAUUAUUUCACCAGGAUUAUUCUUGGAUCUAGUCAAAAGCGAUUAUAAUAAAUUCAUAACUGAUUAUUAUUAUUAUACUUAUAAUAUUCUGUUUAUAGUUAUAAUUUUACGCUAUAUAAAACCAUUCAAUAUCUAAAGAAA
This is a messenger RNA of Achroia grisella, 6828 nucleotides long. RefSeq lists its product as uncharacterized. NCBI's taxonomy places the organism in Eukaryota, Metazoa, Arthropoda, Insecta, Lepidoptera, Pyralidae. The record is from RefSeq and is a predicted model, not a curated record. The transcript has 3 exons. The coding region runs from base 415 to 5640 and encodes 1741 amino acids.